AUGGCCAUGGCCAUGACCGUCUUGAUGCUGCCUUAUCUGGCAGAUGCUCAAACCUUCACUUCGUGCAACCCUACAAAGGCUAACUGCCCCAAAGAUCCUGCCUUUGGAACCUCGGCUACAUUUGAUCUUACCAAGUCGGUCCCUAAUAGAUGGAAGUCUAUUGGAACUGUCACCCAAGACAAGGAUGGCGUGGCCUUGACGGUUGCAAAGAAGCUUGAUGGCCCUGUGCUUCAGUCCGACUUCUACAUCAUGUUUGGUCGAGUGGAAUUCACUAUCAAGGCUGCACCGGGUACAGGUAUAGUCAGCAGUGCAGUUCUUCAAUCAGACUGUCUGGAUGAGAUAGACUGGGAGUGGCUUGGAGGGGACAACGCUCGGGUUCAGACGAACUACUUUGGAAAAGGCGACACCACCACCUAUGACCGUGGUGCCUUUCACCCCGAUUCUGGGAACCAUGACACGUUCAAGACGUACACUAUCGAUUGGGAUAGUAACCGGAUUCUCUGGCAGAUCGACGGCAACACAGUUCGUACAUUAGAGGAAAAGAACGCCAACGGACAGUAUCCACAGACGCCCUGUUACAUCAAGGUUGGCCCUUGGGCUGCUGGGGAUCCUUCUAAUGCCCCAGGAACAAUUGAAUGGGCUGGCGGUGAAGUCGACUAUUCGAAAGGACCUUAUACCAUGUACGUGAAAUCGAUCAAGGUCACAGACUACUCCUCUGGCUCUGCGUACGAGUAUACGGAUAAGUCUGGUUCAUGGAAGUCUAUCAAAGCAAUUGAUGGAAGUGUCAAGGGCGACAGCUCGGGGGCUGUGACAAGAUCCUCUUCUACAGUUCUUUCCGCAGCCACUCUACCAACUACCUCCAAUGUCUACGUCACAGCCUCAAUAACAUCCUCACUCCCCGACAUCUCACCUACAGCCACCGCCAUCCACAAGGAUAACACCACAUCCAGCCCUGUGACAGGAUCAAUGUCACCGUCAUCGUCAUCGAGCCAACCACCUCUAGCCACCGGCGCAGCAAACAAGAGCUCACUAAACAAUUACCUCACAAUUCUGCUACUGCUGGCAGUGCCAUUGGCAAUCUGA
This is a messenger RNA of Aspergillus pseudotamarii, 1083 nucleotides long. RefSeq names its product glycoside hydrolase family 16 protein. Gene Ontology annotation, molecular function: hydrolase activity, hydrolyzing O-glycosyl compounds; glycosyltransferase activity. The record is from RefSeq and is a predicted model, not a curated record. Gene Ontology annotation, biological process: fungal-type cell wall organization; carbohydrate metabolic process. Gene Ontology annotation, cellular component: fungal-type cell wall. The transcript has 4 exons. NCBI's taxonomy places the organism in Eukaryota, Fungi, Ascomycota, Eurotiomycetes, Eurotiales, Aspergillaceae. The coding region runs from base 1 to 1083 and encodes 360 amino acids.